This is a messenger RNA of Ciona intestinalis (vase tunicate), 3167 nucleotides long. The record is from RefSeq. NCBI's taxonomy places the organism in Eukaryota, Metazoa, Chordata, Ascidiacea, Phlebobranchia, Cionidae.
AUCAUCAGUAGGUUUUUGUUCAUGGAGUAAACAACUGAAGCCAAUUAAAAAUAUACCAAAAAGAAGUUUCAAGUUAAAGAUAGAAUAUGUUUCCAAAUCGGCCACCAGGCCCUGGCUCUGCUCAGCCAUUUAAGACGAGCAUAUCAGAGUUUUGUGAUCGGAUUAAAGAAGAUUUUAGUUAUCUUCAAGCACACAACCAUAGUUUAAAGAUGGAGUGUGAAAAACUUGCCACAGAGAAGACAGAAACACAGCGUCAAUAUGUAAUGUACUACGAGAUGUCGUACGGUUUGAACGUCGAAAUGCAUAAGCAGUCGGAGAUAGCAAAACGACUUGGUAUUAUAUGUGCCCAGAUCAUUCCGCUUCUGUCCCAGGAGCACCAGCAACAAGUUGCUUCUGCCGUCGAACGCGCCAAGCAAGUCACAAUGCCCGAGCUUAAUCAAAUUAUCGGGCAACAACUCCAAGUCCAGAGCCUAAUGGCGCACUCUGGUGGCGCUGGUCACGGUUCAUCUCACCCAACGUCAAUGUCCGCCCACGCAGCGAUGGCCGCCGCAUUCGCAGCUAAUGGAAUGCCACCGUCCGGUCUACCGCCACACUCAGCGUCGGGAUUCGUACCCGGGGUCCUCCCAGUAACGUCAGUGGCAAACGCCAACCUUCUAGCACUUCACCCAAUGCUCCUUAACCACCAUUCUGUACAUGUUGGUAUGAGAGGAAGCAGUGGGCACAGCGGGCCCGGUGGUGUCCUAAUGGGCUCAUUAGGCAACAAAGACGAAACUAGACGACCAGGAGAACAAGAAAGGGAACGUGAAAGAGCUACCAGCCGUCAGAAUUCUUCAUCAUCACCAGCAAUAACUUCAACAGAGAAACAUCGUUUAUCUGACCAAGGGAGUCAUACCCCGAAUAAUAAACGACACAAACCAGACCAAGAGAAACAAACUAAACUUGAGAACAGUGACCAGAGCGACACAAACGUAGUAGUUGAUGAUGACAUUUCACCCGAUGAAUCGAGCAACAACGCUCGUGCUAAAUCACCCACACCUAGGUCACGCGACACAGCAACAACUGAGGACAGAAGAUCGCCACGAGAGAAUGUUGUAUCUUCCAGCACACAACUUGCAAGUAGAAGUGGAACAACAAGCCCUUCAACCAACACACCAUCAACCAAUGGUUCAGUGAAUAGUAAUUACAACUCAGUGAAGAAAGAAGCUUCUUCCACCACUACUUCUCGUAGCAAGGAUAAUGCUCUUAGUGAUAAAUCCAACAGUCCAAAGUCAAAGACAUCAGGAAGUCCCACCCCAUCAUCUCUGGUGGGCCAUGUAAGAAGACGAUCCUUGAGUCCGAGAUCACAGCCAUGUCCUCCUUUACUUCCAGCAAGAAGUGAUGAUCUUGUUCAUCCAAGACCUCCUGGAUCAUUUGGUCUUCCCUUCCCUCCUUUCGGUCCUUCCCACAUGCCAAUCCCUGGCUCCCAUCCUCCAGUUGAUCCAGCUGCUCUUAACAUCCAUGCCAACCCACAAGCUGCCUUUCAAGCAGCGAGAAGUCACCCACCAGGUUCAGUUUACGACAUCCACAACCAAAUGAUGAGAAACUCAACAGGGGUGCUUCCACCUGCGGUGCCCGGCCACACAAAAGAUAGCCACUCAUUCCAUGUCAGUGGAGAAGGUCAACCUCCGCAGCCAGUCCAGUUCCCAGCUGAUGCUCUGAUUGGACCGGGUAUUCCUCGUGGAGCAAGACCCCUCCUAAGUUUGUUGCACGGCGAAGUUGUUUGUGCUGUGACAGUGAGCAACCCGACACGACACGUCUACACUGGUGGCAAAGGAUGCGUCAAGAUUUGGGAUAUGAACACAUCUAAUGGUGUUACGGGUGGUCCAGUCAUCAAACAGACACCAGUGUCGCAACUAGACUGUCUUCAACGUGACAGUUACAUAAGAUCUUGUAAACUAUUACCAGACAGAAGAACGCUGUUGGUUGGUGGAGAAGCAAGCACGUUAUCAAUAUGGGAUCUUACUGGUUCACCUCGAAUUAAGGCAGAGUUGCCAUGCCAAGCACCUGCAUGUUAUGCUCUCGCUAUCAGUCCAGAUUCGAAAUUAUGCUUCAGUUGUUGCAGUGAUGGUAACAUUGCUGUAUGGGAUCUUCACAAUCAUACGAUAGUGAGGCAAUUCCAAGGUCACACGGACGGUGCAAGUUGCAUUGAUAUUUCUCCUGAUGGUACAAAGUUAUGGACCGGUGGUUUGGACAAUACAGUUCGAUCAUGGAACCUAACUGCCGGGAAACAACUUGAUCAAUACGAUUUUACUUCACAAAUAUUUUCCCUUGGAUAUUGUCCCACAGAAGACUGGCUUGCAGUUGGAAUGGAGAACAGCACAGUUGAAGUGUUGCACGACACUAAACCAGAGAAAUAUCAGCUCCAUCUCCACGAAAGCUGCGUUCUUUCCCUCAAGUUCGCUCACUCAGGCAAAUGGUUUAUCAGCACAGGAAAGGACAAUAUGCUCAACUCAUGGCGCACACCAUACGGUGCUAGUGUUUUCCAGACCAAGGAAUCUUCAUCAGUUUUAAGUUGUGAUAUCUCCUCUGAUGAUAAAUACAUCGUAACAGGAUCAGGAGAUAAGAAAGCCACGUUAUACGAAGUUUUUUGAUGACUUAACUAUUGCUCAUAACUAAAAAGUUGUAAGAGCAAACCAAAUACCAUAAAGUUUCAUGCCAAUGUUGAUUUAAUUGUUCUCGCUCAAUGCGCAAUAAUCUGUACAUAGCACACUUGAUUUAUAUUUUAUCCUUUGCCCGUUUUAAUUUGCUACCAGACGCGUUUUUAAUUUUUACUCUUCACAUAAUUUUGUUGAACAGCAGCUUUUACUUGUUGUUUCCACUGAGAGCUGUUUACUCUGUGCUACUCCAAUUAUAUUUGCACUCCCAAACCACCAAUUCCUGCUUGAAACUUGCAUUUGUACUAAACAUAGGUACAUGAAUUUUCACAUAGUGUUCUGGUCAAUAACCAGGUUAACUUGGUACUCAAACUUAUGAAGAUAAAACAUGGCAGCAGCUCCUUCAGUAUCAUAUACUAAAAUACGAAUCUGUUGUUACCGUAGUUGUAUGUCUGGGUACUGUUAUGUAGUCUAGCUGUUGUUCCUUGUCGCUCAUACGCAAUAUUAAAUAUCAUUAAAAACAACAACAAAGCA